Messenger RNA from Lactuca saligna, 336 nucleotides. The record is from the annotation of a GenBank genome assembly. NCBI's taxonomy places the organism in Eukaryota, Viridiplantae, Streptophyta, Magnoliopsida, Asterales, Asteraceae.
AUGCGGCAAGCGAUGCUUGCCGUCGGACUUUUGCCACUUGAUGACGUGAACGAGGGUGGAGAUCAAUCGUUUGAUGAUAAGGUACAUAGUCGUUUCGUGCGAAGGCAGAAGGUCGUUGCAGAUGUCAGAUGUCGAGGGAGUUCAUUCAAAACCUUCUUGGACUAUAAGCCGCCCACCUUUGAGGGGGGCGACAGUGCUAUGGCGUUCCUUCGUUGGAUUAGGAAGAUGGACCAACCCUUCCAAUCUGGUGAAUUUACAGAGGAUCAGAAGGUGAAUUAUGCAGUGCGAAAGUUUGAUAAGGAAGCACUCGAGUGGUGGGACACUAUUGAUGCAUGA